CAAAAUCACAAAGUAUACAAAUUAAACAUUAUUUAAACGUGUUAAAAGUGUAUAUUUUAAGAAAUUUAAAAGUUAAAAUGACAAAUACAAGUGUAAAUAGUGCAGCUAAUCAGCAUCGUAAUAUAGAAAAUGCAGCAAGAGCAAAAAAUCCGUUCGAAUCCAUAACAGAUGUUUUAAGUUACAAAUCCAGUACUGCGGAAUUCUCACUUUAUGGUCGGACUAAAAAUGAUAUGGAUGGAAAAACUUUAAAAUGGGCAUUUAAAUUAGCGGAACGUAAUGUUUCACCCUUUUAUAAAGAGUUAAGCAUGGGUUGGCAGCCAAAAGUUAAGCAAAGUGAUUUAAACAAAGCCUGGGCAAGAUAUUUGGUAGCAGUGGAUGCAAAUAAAACACCUGUGGCAUAUUCAAUGUUUCGAUUUGAUUUGGACUACGGUCACAGCGUGUUAUACUGUUACGAGAUGCAAAUUGAGCCCACUGCCCAAAGACAGGGUUUGGGUAAACACAUGAUGCUGGCCCUAGAGCGUUGUGCAAAGCACUGGAAAAUGGAGAAAAUAGUAUUGACCGUACUCAAAAACAAUGAAAAUGCACAAGCCUUUUUCAAAGCAAUUGGCUACUCAUUCGACGAUUCCACGCCAGAUAUAUUAGAAAAAGCCGACUAUGAAAUCCUUAGCAAAUCCAUUAACCUAACCUAAUAUAAGCAAUGAUAAAACUAAGUUUAACUAACAACACAUCUUUAUUUUUAACAAAAGCUAAAUUACAACUAUUUCAACUAAAACUUAAAGAAA
Messenger RNA from Calliphora vicina (urban bluebottle blowfly), 782 nucleotides. RefSeq names its product N-alpha-acetyltransferase 40 (gene Naa40). The coding region runs from base 78 to 689 and encodes 203 amino acids. Lineage: Eukaryota; Metazoa; Arthropoda; Insecta; Diptera; Calliphoridae. Gene Ontology annotation, cellular component: nucleus. The transcript is spliced from 2 exons. The record is from RefSeq and is a predicted model, not a curated record. Gene Ontology annotation, molecular function: histone H4 acetyltransferase activity; histone H2A acetyltransferase activity; protein N-terminal-serine acetyltransferase activity.